UUAAGAUUAUAAAUUGUAUGGAGAUGUCAUAUCAUCAUAUGUCACUGUACCCAUCGUGUUUGAAAAAAAAAUCGGUUCCCUAGUGUGGCUCUAGCGAAAGGCUCUUUUUAUUCUAAAAACUGAUGAGAAAAUCAUAUUUUAUCAACAAGAGUGGCAAAGUAAUUUGAUGCAAAUUUGAGUUGUUUCCUCAUGGUGGCUGGUGGAAUUGACUUUUAACUAUUUACUACCGCGGCUUAUCGCCUUUACGAGAAUUACUCAACUCUGAAUUUUAAACAUGCCAGACGGGAGGCAAAACUUGCUAAAAUCAAUGAAAAAAGUACCAACGUGAUUAGAGGUGACAUAUGUGGGUGCCAGGUGGCUCGGAACUUGCUUUUAGCACAUAUAUUGGGCCUACGGGCGUAGUGGCAGUUUGGAGCUAGGUGGCGUCAGACUUGCCAAAUUUGGCACAUAAAUUGGCAUAUUGGUAACACUAAUAGUACAGAGUAAAGUGCAUACGAUGCAAGGCAAGCCAGUUAUUUUGGUCUUGUGUGUGUUUUCCGUAAGUGCGGAUAUUGGGACCACCGUGGGGACCACCGUGCCGACCACGCCUGACGUCGACGCGAAGUGGCUCGAAGACUUCCGUCGAGCUCUACUCCGCGGCAGCCACGACUACGGGCCCGCGGCCGCCGUCCCGAGCAGCACAACCAGUUCAGCUAAAAGCAAACAGAAUGCUUCCGAGGACGCGGUCGCGUCGCGUGAGCUCGGCAUCUCUCGGCGGGAUCUGCGAGGACCGAAGCCUGGAGACUCGUUUAAUGAUGCUGAGCUAGAUGGCCCGGAUGCGCCCCGAAGAGCUUUUCUAGAUAGUUUGUAUGAGUUGGAAGAUCAACUCAAACCCGUGUAUGUCCAGUCCAAACCUAAUAGCAUUGAUCCUUUGAAGGAAAGCAGAAAAAGAUGGAACGAACAGAUCUCUGAAGAAAAAAUAUCACAAUAUAUUGAAGAAAAUGGAAUAAAACGGUACAAGGUGCACAUGGACCCUAAAGAGAGGUUUCGAAAUAAAUUUGUUGGUGUCAUUCCUAGGCUGGCCGAAGAAUGGGACAUUAGAAAACCUCAAAAAGAAACACAUGUAGGCGCUUCAGAGGGUAAAUAUAAACAACAUAAUAAUGAACGAAUUGAAGACAUGUAUCGAUAUGUAGAUAAAAUACCGUAUGACCAGGGUAAGUACGAAAACCAGAGAAACGAUAGACUUUCAAGAAAUGAGGAAGAAAAUAGGCCGAUUAAGUACGGUGACGUUCUUGACGGUACGCAGUUCAGACCUAAAAGUGUGCAAGGUGUUAACAUCGAACAAUCACAGCAGUACAGUUCUAGCAGUUCUGAUGAAAGUGCUAGUUCGGAAACUCAAGAACGAGAUGUCUCGGAGUAUAAGCAGGAGAGUCUCCGCUCGCGAUACGUGGAGGACGGGAGGAGGAACGCAGGAGCGGGAUACGGUGAGCGCUUUGCAGCGAGGCGGGAUAAGGAGCUGCUGGCGGAUAGGAUGGCCUCGUCGACCACACCUUGCAGAUGCCGGUCAGAACACUCUCCCGUGCUUUAGAUCUGAUGAAUUGAGAAGUUGAUUUUGUAUGUGUACUUAUUGUUUUUACAGAAUUUUAUUUUAGUUGAUAUGUAUGUUAGAUUAGGACAAAUCUUGGAACUUCCUGAUAUUCGAUAAUAAAUAAGGCUUACUUAAUAUUAUUA
Molecule: messenger RNA, 1710 nt
Organism: Cydia pomonella (codling moth)
Lineage: Eukaryota; Metazoa; Arthropoda; Insecta; Lepidoptera; Tortricidae
Exons: 3
Coding region: 497-1567 (356 amino acids)
Source: RefSeq, a predicted model, not a curated record